AUGAGGAAGGGUGUGUGUGGAAUAAUCGUCAUCCUUCUUGUCACCACUGCUGUGUGGGCAAAAAAGAUGCGCUGGUGUGUAGUGUCAGAGCCAGAAAGAAGGAAAUGUGCAGACCUGGCUAAGGCACUAGGAGCUUCUUUUCCUCCAGCCACAUUGUACAGCCAACUGUCAUGUGUGCAAACCUUCAGCACUGCUGACUGCCUCAGUAAGAUACGGGACAAUAAGGCUGACCUUGUGACUUUGGAUGCUGGAGAGGUUUACUCUGCAGUAAAGCAGUUUGGUCUUGCAGCAGUCGCCAAAGAGCUCUACAGUGAUGGCACCUGUAUCCUGGCUGUGGCAGUAGUGAAAAACACAAGCUCUGUAGACAUCCGUUCUCUUAAGGGAACUACAAGCUGUCACAAUGGAGCUCGCUGGACUUCAGGCUGGAAUUUGCCAUUAGGGCAGCUGCUUUCCCAUAACCUCCUGCACUGGGUGGAAGGACAGCCCCUCAGUCAGACUGUCAGUGACUUCUUCAAUGGCAGCUGUGUACCUGGAGCUGGUACCAUGCCAUUCAGAAGUUUAUGUUCCAUGUGCCAGGGUCAACGAUCAUAUGUCCCACAGAAAAACUUUUACUGCGAGACAUCUCAUAAUGAACCAUUCUACCAUAACCAAGGGGCGCUCAGAUGCCUGAAGUCUGGUGUAGGAGAUGUGGCUUUUGUGGAUCAUACAGCCCUGGACAGCAUAGAUGAGAGCAUGAAGAAUGAAUUCAGGUUGUUGUGCAUGGAUGGCACUCGAGCACCACUAAGCAGUUUCAGAAAGUGCAAUUUCGGUUAUGGCCCCGGUGGAGCUGUGGUUACACGCAUAAACAACCAAAUCCCAGCUCGCAAGUUCCUGUCAGCAGUUCAGUCAGCGUUUGGCUGGAAGGGAAAACAGAAUCGUCGUUUUAAACUUUUUGAUUCAUCAGUUUACGGUGUGCGUGAUUUGCUGUUCAGAGACGUCAGUAUUAAACUGUCUAUGGUGGAACAAGGCACAGACAUAAAUCAGGUUCUGGGACUGGACUAUGUUGCUUUGCUCAAAGGGUUAAGACAUGAAGGUAGCUCUCUGGAGGAUAGUGUGGUAAGGUGGUGCUGUAUAAGUCAUGCUGAACAGGAGAAAUGUGAGCAGUGGGCUCUAAGCAUAAAGUCUUAUCCUCUUGUGUGUGUGAGCGCUUCGUCUAUGAGUGACUGCAUUGAGAAGAUCAAGAGGGAUAAAGUGGAUGCUGUAUCCUUAGAUGCUACACACUCCUUUAUUGCAGGGAAAUGUGGCCUUGUACCUGUAGUGGCUGAGUAUUAUGGGACAAAGUGUAACUUCACCGGAGGAGAACAUCUGCAGGCUAAGGUAGACUUGCUAUCAGUGUAUGGUGUGGCGCUGGCAAGGCGCUCCAGUAGAAAUGUGUAUUUUGGCAAUCUCGGUGGCCGACGCUCCUGCCAUGGUCCUGUCUACAGUCCUGCCGGCUGGGUUCUGCCUGUACUGAGUAUAGAACAUAACAAGAGUGCCCCCUGUGAGCCAAACAAAGUGUACUCCAAGGUGUUUUGGAAGGGCUGUAUGCCAGGUGCUGAAGGCAGCCUGUGUAAGGUGUGUGUAGGUGGGAUAGAUGGAAUUGCCACCAAACGAUGCUCCAACAAUCACAAUGAGCGCUACUAUGGAAAUAUGGGUGCCCUGAGGUGUCUGGUUGGAGACACUAGUGGGAAAAGCUAUGGAGAUGUGGCAUUUAUGGAGCAUCAUAACCUAGAGAGCAACAUCAAAUAUCUGAACAGCAGUGGCUGGGCCAAGGACUGGGCCACCAGCGAUUUUGAGUUGUUGUGUGCAGAUGGACAGCGAGCUUCACUGACAGAGUGGAAGAAUUGCAACCUGGGAUCCAUCCCACCCAACAUGGUUAUGACGCGACCUGUACUGGCUGCUCGAAUCUACGACUUCCUCAUGAAGUCACAGGAGACACAUCGGGAUUCUGAGUUCUAUCUGUUCGAGUCUCAGCAGUAUGGUGAAAGCGAUCUGCUCUUUAAAGAUGCCACACGAUGUCUGGUCCACACUGGUCACAUGAACUAUCGCACCAUACUAGGAAAGGAUUUUAUUUCACAUUUGGAGAACAUCUUUAACUGCACAUAUUCAGACAUUCUGCAGUUUUGCAACCAAGAUGUGUGCAGCAUAUUCUGAACAACCUGACAACAUCGCAUGGCAUCAAAAGUGUGUCUCAACUGUUCUCUAUAAAUGACUCAAUUAAACUUUCUUAUUACUGCUGACACAUAUUAUAUGAGCAAUAAAA
Molecule: messenger RNA, 2281 nt
Organism: Clarias gariepinus (North African catfish)
Lineage: Eukaryota; Metazoa; Chordata; Actinopteri; Siluriformes; Clariidae
Gene: sxph
Product: saxiphilin
Exons: 17
Coding region: 1-2172 (723 amino acids)
Biological process (GO): iron ion transport
Cellular component (GO): plasma membrane; early endosome; recycling endosome
Source: RefSeq, a predicted model, not a curated record